This is a messenger RNA of Suncus etruscus (white-toothed pygmy shrew), 2117 nucleotides long. It is a transcript of the gene IDH1, whose product is annotated as isocitrate dehydrogenase (NADP(+)) 1. Gene Ontology annotation, molecular function: isocitrate dehydrogenase (NADP+) activity; magnesium ion binding; NAD binding. Gene Ontology annotation, cellular component: cytosol; peroxisome; mitochondrion. The record is from RefSeq and is a predicted model, not a curated record. NCBI's taxonomy places the organism in Eukaryota, Metazoa, Chordata, Mammalia, Eulipotyphla, Soricidae. Bases 70 to 1314 code for a protein of 414 amino acids. The transcript has 9 exons. Gene Ontology annotation, biological process: isocitrate metabolic process.
AGACACUCUGCGCUCAGCUGACUUGGGUGACUGGAAGUCUGCAGGCUGUGAAAGAAUAUUGAAAUCAAAAUGUCUCAAAAAAUUAAUGGCGGCUCUGUGGUAGAGAUGCAAGGAGAUGAAAUGACACGAAUUAUUUGGGAACUGAUUAAACAAAAACUCAUUUUUCCUUAUGUGGAAUUGGACCUGCACAGCUAUGACUUAGGAAUAGAGAACCGUGAUGCCACCAAUGACCAGGUUACCAGAGAUGCUGCAGAAGCUAUAAAGAAGUACAAUGUGGGCAUCAAGUGUGCCACCAUCACCCCUGAUGAGAAGAGGGUUGAAGAGUUCAAGUUGAAGCAAAUGUGGAAAUCACCAAAUGGCACAAUCCGAAAUAUUCUGGGUGGCACUGUCUUCAGGGAAGCUAUCAUCUGUAAAAACAUCCCCCGACUUGUGAGUGGGUGGGUAAAACCCAUCAUCAUAGGCCGUCAUGCUUAUGGCGAUCAAUACAGAGCAACUGAUUUUGUUGUUCCUGGACCUGGGAAAGUAGAAAUAACUUAUACACCAAGUGAUGGAUCACCAGCAAAGACAUAUCUGGUACAUAAUUUUGAAGCUGGUGGUGGUGUUGCAAUGGGGAUGUACAACCAAGACAAGUCCAUUGAAGAGUUUGCUCAAAGUUCUUUCCAGAUGGCUCUAUCAAAGAGUUGGCCUUUGUAUCUGAGCACCAAGAACACUAUUCUGAAGAAAUAUGAUGGACGUUUUAAAGACAUCUUUCAGGAGAUUUAUGACAAGCAGUAUAAAUCCCAGUUUGAAGCCAAAAACAUUUGGUAUGAACAUAGACUCAUCGAUGACAUGGUGGCUCAAGCUAUGAAGUCAGAGGGAGGCUUCAUCUGGGCCUGUAAGAACUACGAUGGUGACGUGCAAUCGGACUCUGUAGCCCAAGGUUACGGCUCUCUUGGUAUGAUGACCAGCGUGCUUAUUUGCCCAGAUGGCAAGACGGUAGAAGCAGAAGCUGCCCAUGGCACUGUAACACGUCACUACCGCAUGUACCAGAAAGGACAGGAGACGUCCACCAAUCCCAUUGCUUCCAUUUUUGCCUGGACAAGAGGAUUAGCACACAGAGCUAAGCUUGAUAACAAUAAAGAACUCAGCUUCUUUGCAAAGGCUUUGGAAGACGUCUGUAUUGAGACUAUUGAGGCAGGCUUCAUGACCAAAGACUUGGCUGCUUGCAUUAAAGGUUUACCAAAUGUGCAGCGCUCAGACUAUUUGAAUACAUUUGAGUUCAUGGACAAACUUGGAGAGAACUUGAAGAUAAAACUGGCUCAGGCUAAACUUUAAGGUCAUUCUUCAAUUAGGAGGACUUGAGUAUUUUGAUAACUAGUGUUUACUUUUUUUCUUAUAUAACACUCAACAGUAAAGGAAAAAUCAAUUUUGUAAUUUUUUUAGAAGCCAGAGUUUAUCUUUUCUGUAUGUUUACAGUCUUUCUUAUGCAGACUGUCAUGUGGCAGGGGACUUAAAAUUUUCUUUUCUAAUUUUCUACUAAAACUUUAGGAAUUACUUUAGUGUGCAUUAAAACUCACUGUCACUUGUUCUCAUGUUCUGCUAUACUUGGCCAAAAUGAAGAGCGCUUGAAAGAGUCUAACUAGCCACAAUAUUAUUCUUGAACACAUGUAAAGUGGAAAGUUAUUCCCUUUCCCACUUUUGAUGGCCUGAAGCACUGGUGAUUGGAGCAUAACAAGAAUCACCUCAUGUGAAGUAGAACUGUACAUUCAACUUGCUCAUGAUUUGGAAUGAAGAACAUGUGUAUCACAUAGUAAUCACAUUUGAAAGAGCUGCUGUGGAAUGUUUCAAAAGUGCUAAAUGUUUCUGAGGCGACUGGAUAGUUUGAAAUCAAUAAAACUACCUGAGGGGUUGUUUUUUGUAUUUGUUCCUCCUUUGCCACCUGUGUAUUAUGCUACUUACUCUAAAUAGCGUAUUGUAUCCCAGUGCAAUAACAUAAACUGCACCUUUCUUUGGACUUCUAUUGACCUGUUUUAUUUCUUUUAUAUAAAUGUGAUUUGUUUUCAGAAGUUGAUUUGAAACACUAGUCCUAUUCUCCAUGUAAACUGUUAAUUUUAAUUAAAACUUCCUGCUGUUUAUGA